Molecule: messenger RNA, 1234 nt
Organism: Lycium ferocissimum
Lineage: Eukaryota; Viridiplantae; Streptophyta; Magnoliopsida; Solanales; Solanaceae
Product: borneol dehydrogenase, mitochondrial-like
Exons: 4
Coding region: 137-1234 (365 amino acids)
Source: RefSeq, a predicted model, not a curated record
UAUCCUUUAUAUAAUACAGCAGAGAGAUGAACCCAUCUUAUAAUUAAUGUGUCGAACCUUUUUGAGAUAUCAGAAGUGGCCAAGCAUUUUUCUUUUCUCCUCCAUUUGAAGACUUUGAGGGCUCUUACAUUUUUCAAUGGCUGUAAAUUUUGCAAGAAGGCUAGAAGGUAAAGUUGCAAUUAUAACCCGUGCUGCUAGUGGCAUUGGUGAAGCUGCUGCAAGACUUUUCUCAAAACAUGGAGCUAAAGUGGUGAUCGCAGAUAUUCAAGAUGAUUUGGCACUAAAAGUUUGCAAAGACUUGGAUCCGUCAUCAACCACAGUUGUGCAUUGUGACGUUACAAAAGAAGAAGACUUGGAAAAUGCAGUGAACACGAUAGUUUCCAAGUAUGGGAAGCUAGACAUCAUGUACAACAAUGCUGGUAUUGCUGGAGAAGUAAAAUCCAACAUUCUUGACAAUGAAAAAUAUGAAUUCGAAAAAGUCAUUAGUAUUAACCUCAUAGGUACAUUUCUUGUGAUGAAACAAGCGGCCCGAGUUAUGGUCCCUCGUGGUCAAGGUAGCAUAAUUUCCACUACUAGUGUUUGUGCAUCGCUAGGUGGUGUUUGUCCUCAUGCCUAUACGAGCUCAAAGCAUGGAAUAUUAGGACUCACUCGGAAUGCUGCAGUUAAUUUAGGACGUUAUGGCAUUCGUGUGAAUUGUGUGUCACCAUACGUUGUUCCUACAGCAGCAGCUUUUGAUACCUUAAAAAAGAUGGGUAAGGAAGGUUCACAUGUUUAUUCUACCUUAAAUGGUGCUAAACUUACACGCAAUGAUGUGGCUGAAACUGUUGUUUUCCUCGCUAGCGAUGAGUCUAAGUAUGUGAGUGGCCAAGAUUUUAUUUUUGUUGGAGGAUACACAAUUGAGAAUCCAGGUUUAUCAAUGUUCAAUAGAUUUCUUUCUUCUAGUAAGAUGAUCAAUGUGGAUAACAAGAUUCAGUCACACCUCAAGAACUACAUUCAUCAAAUCAAACAAUUGAUGAAUCAAAGACGAAUUCAAGUUGGAAAUUGUUAUAGAGAAGUCAGAUUUAUUGCUAUCAUACUUGCUAAUAUUGGAGUUUUGACAAAAAUAGAGAGGUUAUUCACACGAGCUAUAACUCUAACAAGGAUGGCUAAAGCUUUAUUGAAGAAUGAUCAAUAUAGUUAUGUCCAAUUCAGAAUCAAAUCCAAGAAGGGGUACUUCACAUUUGAUAAUGGUUAA